Messenger RNA from Mercurialis annua (annual mercury), 651 nucleotides. RefSeq lists its product as uncharacterized. The record is from RefSeq and is a predicted model, not a curated record. The transcript is spliced from 4 exons. Lineage: Eukaryota; Viridiplantae; Streptophyta; Magnoliopsida; Malpighiales; Euphorbiaceae. Bases 1 to 651 code for a protein of 216 amino acids.
AUGAGCUACUCAUUGGAUGCUUUACCUAUUAAGUCCUUAUCUGAUGUUCAAGACGCCUUCCUAUCAGUCCAGUUUUGCGAGAAGGAGAUCUUUGAUACUCUGAUGACUUGUGAUGGCAAUAAAGCCUCGGGGAGCUUCAGAUAUUAUGGAUUUUUGACCGAUCGAAUCUCUCCUGUUUUGCCUUUGGUUAUUUCUAAAAACCAAUUUGGCUUUAUUAAAGAAAGGAGUAUUCAUGAUUGUCAUAUGAUUGCAUCGGUUAUUAUACAUCUUGUCAAGCGUCGUAGAGAGCAAGUUUUUCUUCUUAAGUUGGACUUUAUGAUAGCUUUUAAUACUAUAUCUUGGAGCUUUAUUUUGGACAUGCUCCAUAAGAUGAAUUUUGAUCAGAAAUGGACUAGUUGGAUAUCCUCCCAUUUUGAUUCGACACAACUCUCAAGUCUGUUAAGGAGAUCCUAUCUUCCAUAUGCUCUUCUUUUGGUUGUGGAAAGUCGAAAAGCUCUAUUCUCCAAAGCUGCUAGCUCAGGUUUGUUUUCAGGAGUACAUAUUGAUGGUCUGGACGAGCCUGUUUCUAUCCUGCAGUUUGCGGAUGAUACUCUACUUUUUGUUCCCAAUGAUUUACAGAUGAUUGAGAACCUUCUUCGCAUUUUGAGUUGA